Molecule: messenger RNA, 1050 nt
Organism: Fonsecaea erecta
Lineage: Eukaryota; Fungi; Ascomycota; Eurotiomycetes; Chaetothyriales; Herpotrichiellaceae
Exons: 2
Coding region: 1-1050 (349 amino acids)
Biological process (GO): L-threonine catabolic process; L-serine catabolic process
Molecular function (GO): pyridoxal phosphate binding; threonine deaminase activity; L-serine ammonia-lyase activity
Source: RefSeq, a predicted model, not a curated record
AUGCUGCCCGUCAAGCAGCCGUGGAUCGAGACGCCGCUGCUCGAAUCCACCGUCCUGUCCAAAAUCGCUGGCUGCCGCAUCUUCCUCAAACUCGAAAACCUCCAGCCUUCGUCGUCGUUCAAGUCCCGGGGUAUCGGCAACUUGAUGCUGAAAAGCAUCCGCGAACAGUCUGAGUCGCCGUCCGACGACCGCCCGCUGCACUUCUACUCCUCGUCCGGAGGCAACGCGGGGCUCGCGUGUGUCACGGCCGCCACGUCGCUGGGGUACGCUUCCUCGGUUGUGGUCCCCACGAGCACGGACGAAGCGACCGUUGCAAAACUACUCGCGGCGGGCGCCAGCGAGGUCAUCUCCCACGGAGACAGCUGGUUCUUCGCCGAUCAACAUCUCCGAGAGGUCGUCAUCCCCACCGCGGAAGCCCGGGGCGAGAAGGGCAUCUACAUCCACCCCUUCGACCACCCGUACAUCUGGCAGGGCGCGGGGACCAUGGUCGAGGAGAUCCAGAAGCAGAUGCCGGACGGGGAGAAGCCAGACGGCAUCGUCUGCUCGGUGGGUGGGGGCGGACUGUUCUCCGGCAUUAUGCAGGGCCUCGACCGAGUGGGCUGGUCCGACCAGGUCCAGGUGCUGCCCGUGGAGACGCUGGGCGCCGACUCCUUGGCGCAGUCACUGCAGAAGAAGGAGCUCGUCACGCUCCCCGGCAUCACGUCUGUGGCGACCUCGCUGGGCGCAAUCCGCGUGGCGGAGAACGCCUUUAGGGAAGCCCAACGGCCUGCCGUCACGUCCGUGGUGCUAGACGACGCCGAGGCCUGCGCCGCCUGCUGGCGCUUCCUGGACGACGAGAGGAUCCUCGUCGAGCCGGCCUGCGGCGCGAGCGUGGCCCUGGCGUACGACGGGCGGCUGAAGCGCGUGCUGAAGGGAUUCGGCCCGACCUCCAAGGUCGUGAUCGUCGUCUGCGGCGGGUCCAAGAUCUCGCUCGACCUGUUGAACAGCUACCGGAAGAAGUACCAGCAGCGGAGCGAGGAGCUGGCAAGGAAGUAUCGGCAAGAGAGCUAG